AAUUUUAGAGAGGCCUGUUCAAGAAGGAACACUUCCAUUCUGCUGUGAAACCCCUAGACAAGACAUUGGAGGGCCCAAUGGCUGCAAAAUCCCUACACGAUGCUUCCAAAACCAAGAGUCCAGACCGCAUCGCCAACAGCAGGGCUGCGACUCAAGGACAGUGGGGCCGUGCCUGGGAGGUGGACUGGUUUUCGCUGGCGAGCGUCAUCGCUCUGCUGUUCUUCGCGCCCUUCAUUGUGUACUACUUCAUCAUGGCGUGUGACCAGUAUAGCUGCUCUCUGACGGCCCCCGUGCUGGACGUCGCCACUGGGCGUGCUCGGCUCUCAGACAUCUGGGCCAAGACUCCAUCCGUGACGAAGAAAGCAGCGCAGCUCUACACCCUGUGGGUCACGUUCCAGGUGCUUUUGUACAUGGCGCUUCCUGACUUCUGCCAUAAGUUCCUGCCGGGCUACGUGGGAGGCGUUCAAGAGGGCGCCGUGACCCCCGCAGGGGUUGUCAACAAGUAUGAAAUCAACGGCCUGCAAGCGUGGCUCAUCACGCACCUUCUCUGGUUUGCAAACUCUCACUUCCUGUCCUGGUUCUCUCCCACCAUCAUCUUCGACAACUGGAUACCACUGCUGUGGUGCGCCAACAUCCUCGGCUAUGCUGUUUCCACCUUUGCCAUGAUCAAGGGCUACUUCUUCCCCACCAAUGCCAAAGACUGCAAAUUCACAGGCAAUUUCUUUUACAACUACAUGAUGGGCAUUGAGUUUAAUCCCCGAAUUGGGAAGUGGUUUGACUUCAAGCUGUUCUUCAACGGACGCCCCGGGAUCGUCGCCUGGACCCUCAUCAACCUGUCCUUUGCGGCCAAGCAACAGGAGCUCUACGGCCAGGUGACCAACGCCAUGGUCCUGGUCAACAUCCUGCAGGCCAUCUACGUGCUGGACUUCUUCUGGAACGAAGCCUGGUACCUGAAAACCAUUGACAUCUGCCACGACCACUUUGGGUGGUACUUGGGCUGGGGGGACUGCGUCUGGCUGCCAUACCUGUACACCCUGCAGGGCCUGUACCUGGUCUACCACCCGGUGCAGCUGUCCACCCCCCAUGCCGUGGGCGUCCUGCUGCUUGGCCUGCUAGGCUACUACAUUUUCCGGAUGGCCAACCAUCAGAAGGACCUGUUCCGCCGCACAGACGGCCGCUGCCUGAUCUGGGGCAGGAAGCCCAAGGUCAUCGAGUGCACGUACACGUCGGCCGACGGGCAGAAGCACCACAGCAAGCUCCUGGUGUCGGGCUUCUGGGGCGUGGCCCGCCACCUCAACUACACGGGCGACCUGAUGGGCAGCCUGGCGUACUGCCUGGCCUGUGGCGGGGGCCACCUGCUGCCCUAUUUCUACCUCGUCUACAUGGCCAUCCUGCUGACCCACCGCUGUGUCCGGGAUGAGCACCGCUGUGCCAACAAGUACGGCAGCAACUGGGAGCGCUACACCGCGGCCGUACCCCACCGCCUGCUGCCCGGGAUCUUCUGAAGCCCCCCGCCCCCGGGAGAAGCACCCAGGGUCCGGGAAGAG
This is a messenger RNA of Odobenus rosmarus divergens (Pacific walrus), 1547 nucleotides long. RefSeq names its product 7-dehydrocholesterol reductase (gene DHCR7). Gene Ontology annotation, biological process: brassinosteroid biosynthetic process; cholesterol biosynthetic process. The record is from RefSeq and is a predicted model, not a curated record. Gene Ontology annotation, molecular function: 7-dehydrocholesterol reductase activity. The transcript has 8 exons. Gene Ontology annotation, cellular component: endoplasmic reticulum membrane. Bases 78 to 1505 code for a protein of 475 amino acids. NCBI's taxonomy places the organism in Eukaryota, Metazoa, Chordata, Mammalia, Carnivora, Odobenidae.